Molecule: messenger RNA, 297 nt
Organism: Histoplasma mississippiense
Lineage: Eukaryota; Fungi; Ascomycota; Eurotiomycetes; Onygenales; Ajellomycetaceae
Exons: 4
Coding region: 1-297 (98 amino acids)
Biological process (GO): mitochondrial electron transport, ubiquinol to cytochrome c
Source: RefSeq, a predicted model, not a curated record
AUGGGCGGUGGACAUCCAGAUCCCAAGCGUGGAAUAUAUAUUGGAACGUUCGGGGACUUUGGCUGCCCGACUCCGCAGAAAAUAUCUACCUACGCUUUGUCCCCCAACCGACAGCGUCCCUUCGCUGGUGCUUUGUACAACGCCAUUUUCAACACAUGGAGAAGAUCUCGCAAUCAAGCACUUUAUGUCAUUCCCCCCUUUGUCGCGGCAUAUGCCCUAAUGAGCUGGGCUCAAGAGAGGAAUGAAUAUCUAAACUCUAAAGCCGGACGAUUGGCAGAGGGUGGAAGCGAAGAGUAG